This is a messenger RNA of Oxyura jamaicensis (ruddy duck), 879 nucleotides long. RefSeq names its product zinc finger C2HC-type containing 1B (gene ZC2HC1B). The record is from RefSeq and is a predicted model, not a curated record. The transcript has 6 exons. The coding region runs from base 57 to 692 and encodes 211 amino acids. Lineage: Eukaryota; Metazoa; Chordata; Aves; Anseriformes; Anatidae.
UUCAGCUCCCUGAAUACAAGUAAUUUUAAAGCCUAAAAAAGCACCAUUAACAAAGCAUGACUUCAGCUCACGAACAGUUAUUUUUCUUUGCAUCCCAGCUGAGACAUGAGCCAAUAUGCAAAAAAGUCUUCAACAAGAAGCGCAAGCCCUUCAAUUCUUUUAAACAGAGACUGCAGGGAACAGAAAUCGGUACUGUGAAGAAGCAGCCCCCGCAAAAGAAUCAGCAGGUGAAGAAAUCUAACUGGAGACAGCAGCAUGAGGAUUUUAUUAACGCUAUUCAGUCAGCCAAAGAAGUCACAAAAGCUAAACAAGAAGGCCGUCCUCUUCCGCCUCCUCCCCCACCAAGCAUCAAUCCAGACUACAUUCAGUGUCCAUACUGCUCAAGGAGAUUUAAUGAGGCUGCAGCGCAAAGGCACAUCAAGUUUUGUGAAGAACAAGCUGCCCGCCAUGCGUUUGCUGCAAAGACCACCAGACAGGCUGUGGGCAAGCAACCAGUGACUCAGAGAAAAAAACCAACCUUAACAACUGGAGCAUUAUCACUUCAGAAGAGAGUACAAGAAGCUGCCAAUACAGAUAAACCUAGGCCAGAGACUCCUCAUGGAACACUACAAAAAAACAGAAAACCUCCGGGUGUAUCUCCUGGAAAAAAAUCUUCAGGAGAGUUCAGGCUGCAAAUGCACAACAGAAGAUAGAGUGGCUGCUUGCCGAGGACGUGUUAAGGCUUUCUACCGAGGCAUUACAGACCUUAACAACGCAAUCCUCCAGCUCCUCUUCCACUUUGAGUGCUAAAGCUCAAUACGUUGCAAGGCGGCUGUAACAACAAAAUGGUUGCCACCUUCUAUUAAAAAGAAAGCAAACUGAAGUUCACUCUUCUCCUUU